Molecule: messenger RNA, 3664 nt
Organism: Salvelinus namaycush (lake trout)
Lineage: Eukaryota; Metazoa; Chordata; Actinopteri; Salmoniformes; Salmonidae
Gene: mcmdc2
Product: minichromosome maintenance domain containing 2
Exons: 13
Coding region: 119-2170 (683 amino acids)
Biological process (GO): double-strand break repair via break-induced replication
Molecular function (GO): single-stranded DNA helicase activity; ATP binding; DNA binding
Source: RefSeq, a predicted model, not a curated record
CUGUCUGCUCUAAAAUUGGCGAGCACAGUUCAAAUGUUCAAGUCGCGUGAUAUCUUGACUGUGUGACUAGUCUCUUCAGCCAACGCUUUAGCUAACGUUAGUCAGUCGGUAACAGAAAAUGGAAGACGUUUUCUUACUGAAAGAGUCAGUUUUGUCUUUUCUAGACAGAAGUGGAGCUCUUCUUCAACUUGCCGAAGACUGCAAACCAUUCAACGACAUCCAGCGAAAUGAGGCUGUGUAUCGGUUCUGUAUCCGUGUGAACCCUUCAGACCUAAUCGAACUGGAUCCUAGAUUGGGUGACUGUGUUCUCAAUGACCCCCUCAAAGCUACAGCACUGUUUCAAUCUGUUUGUUUUCUGUCAAUAAAGACACUCUCCCUCAUAGAGAAAAUCCACACAGAAAGUCAGGUGAAUGUGAUCCUGAAGUUUACACACCUACCUCCGUUCCCUGAGUACACCUUGGACCUCUGUGAGUUUCCCUGUGGUUAUGGCCCCAUGAGGCCUGUUGCCAUGGAGGGCUUGGCCAUCGCAAUGACUAGGGUCUCCAAGUACACUCAGGGAGCCAGGUUUCUCUGUUCUGAGGAGGACUGUCCCUGCUCAACAGGGUUCCAUCACAUCAGAGUGCAUGCACCCGGAGCCACUGAGUCAGCCACAGUGAGGAGUGACUUCAGCUGCCUGCUCUGCUCCUCUCACCUCAAAGAGGACAUCAAGUUCCGGGUCCUGGGGGACAAGCAGCUUGUAGAGCUGAUCCAUGUUAAAGCACUGGAUGUCCUGAAAGUCCAUCCUCCCAGUGCCCUCAGGUACCAGUCUGUCACCCUGUUUCUCAGAGAUGAGCUGUGUAACUCCAUGAGGAUUGGACGUCUGUACAGGGUGCUGGGCAUACCGGCCCAUGUCCACCAGUGGCCCAACGUCACCUGGAGUGUGGAGGCCAAUAGCGUUCAACCGUGGGAGCCUGAAUACACUGGCACCAUCAGCUCUAACUUCCAGGCCCUGUUGACGGCAACAGCCUGUUCCCCCUGGAGGUUCUCUGCCAUUGUGGCUAACACGUUUGGCUCCCCUGUGGUUCCCCCGGGCUUGUACAGCACACUGAAGCUGGGCCUGCUGCUCAGCCUGGUCCAGGGCCGGGAGGACAACCCAGACUCACUGCACUGCCUGGACCUGCUAGCCCUGACUACUGACACACUCAUACUGGACAGGCUGAUGAUGUACAGCCUGGGUCUGGCUGGCCGUGGGGUGAGACACCCUGCGACAGGGGAGAUGUUUGCCUCUCUUUCUCGUGAUGAACACGGAGCGGGCACGGCUAACAUCCACGCUGGCUCCGCCCUGCUGGCCACUGGGGGCGUCUGCAUGCUCGGGGACCUGGGCCACCACAGGAAGGAUAAGAUGGACGCCCUUCAGUCAGCUCUGGAGAGUCGGACAGUGUCUGUGAUCAUCCCAGGGAAGAAGUAUGGAGAGGAUGCUGACCAGCAGAUCUCCUUCCCUGUCCAGUGCAGCUUCUGGGCCUUGGCAGACUCCACAGCUCCCUCAAACAAGACCACCAGGACUGACAGUACAGUGCUGGGAACAGUGGACAUGGGCCCGGUCCCUGCCCAGUUGGCUGAGGCCUUUGGUCUGGUGAUCCUGUGUCGGGAGGCAGGGGGAAAGCAGGCUCUGCUAGCCCAGACGGUGCACACCCUCAGGCAGGCAGUGCAGCCCGGAGAGCCCCUCUACCCAUCCUGCAUGCAGUUCACCACACAGGACUAUCAGGAGCUUCUGGCCCACACCCAGAGGAUCCAGACAGAGCUGAGCCCUGGGGCAGAGAUGAUGAUACAUGGCUAUUACAUGGCCAGCAGAAGGGUCCGCUCAGACUCGGGCCAUGGUGCAAAGGUGUCUGUGGCCUCCAUUAAGCUACUGAUCUCCCUGGCCGAGGCCCACAGUAAGCUGUGUCUGAGAAGCACAGUGCUGGAGGAGGAUGCAGUGAUCGCUGUGUUGCUGUGUGAAAACUCCAUCACUCUCAGACAUGGAGCCUCAGCGCUCGUUAUCCCACCCGACGCAGCAUUUCCCUGUGACCUGUGUGACCUGGAAGCUCUCCACAGGAGAGACCUUAUCCUGGAGCAGCUCCAACAGAGCAUCCUGCACUUUGUCUACGCCUACGCACCCGGGGCCGCCAGCUACAUCACCGAGGAGGAAUAGGACCACAGCUAAGUAAAAGGAUGCUUCUAUUUUUACAUAUCCAAUUGAAUUCCAAUGGUGAAAUGAGCUACUCAGAAGAAUAUAAAACGUAACGUGUUGAUCCCAGAAAUGUUCCAUACACACAAAAAGCUUCACAUUGAGCAGUUCUCCUCUGCCAAGAUAAUCCUGACAGGUGUAGCAUGAUUACAGGUGCACCUUGUGCUGGGACAAUUUUAAAUAAUGCAGCUGUCACAACAUAAUGCCACAUAUCUCAGGUUGAGGGAGAGUGGAAUUGGCAUGCUUUGCUGACUGCAGGAAUGUCCACCAGAGUAUUGAAUGAGAAUUUGGCAGUUCAUCCGACCGGCCUCACCUGCGAUAAGCCACCCAGACAGCUGAUAAAACUAAUUCUGAUGGUGGGCCUAUUCCCUCCCAGGCCAACCCAUGGCCACGCACCUGCAGUCAAGUGAAAUCCAUGAAUUGGAACAGUCAUUUUUCAGUAUAGUUCAUGAAAUGUAAUUUCAGUUAUUCAAUGUAGGCAGAAAAAAAAAUGCGAUUAAUGUACCAUAAAAUAUUUUAUUUCAUAACAGGACAGAAUAAAAUCUGAUUAAAAACAAACAUUUAACUUUAAAUUUAAGCAGGGGAGUCAGACCAAGGGUGUGCUUUUUUGACAGGCAAGAAAGUUGCAAAUAGGGUGAUAGUUUAGGUCUCCAGGGUCACAUUUGUGAAGAGUACCUGCACCGCUUUCCAAACCUUGUGAAUUGUCAAUGAAUAGAAGAAUUCGGUUAAAUAAAUUACCAUUGUCUGAGAUUAGCCAGCAACCUAAAACUACUUUCUACCAUUGAGGGGUAAAUUAGCAGAAAUGUCAGAAAAGGCAUCACAAUUCCAUUAAAAAUGAAUGUUCAUGGGUAGAAAAAUUUUAGUUGACACCUCACAACCCAGGAAAUAACUCCCCUACUGCAGGUCUAACAACCCUGCAUGAUGAAAUAAGUAGUCUCAAACCUUAGUCAGGGAUUGCAGGUUUAAUGAUUGAAGGUAGACCCUGCAAAAUGCUGCUGCCACGAGGUGCACCGCAGAUAUUGAGCUAAGCGAGAUGCUCACGCUUCAACACUCUUAGUUGUGGAAAUUGACCCACUAUCCCCUUUACUCUCUGCAUCUAUACCAUAUCGCUGCAUUGCGUCUACCUAUAAUUAUCAAUGUUAAUACUGGCAGUUCAGUAUGUCACAGCAUCCCAAUUUAGUCAGACCAGGAAAAGAGCAAAAGUGAGAAGUCAUCACAACUCCAGUAGAAGACUGAAGGAAAACAAUUGGCUAUUUUUAGCCCUCACACUCACCAUAGGGUUGAGAUUUAAGUCUUCAUAUUCCACAUACUGGAUCAUCAAACGCAAUCUAGGAGAGAAGAACAGUCUAUUAGCAUGACUAUCAUUUGAUUGUAGUUAGGCAAAAUAUGCAAGCAAUUAUACUGUAGUUCAGGAAGUCACAUUCUCAGCAUCCCAAUUUAGUCUGAUGGGUAAACGGC